CAGUCCAGAAGAAGCUCACGGCAAACAGGUGUUUGUCCUCUCGUCCACCCUUUUGGCCAUCAAGCUGCUGUUUUCAAUGGUGAACCCCCAAGACAUCGGCAGCCUUCGGGGGGAUUUCGAGAAGAUAGUCUCCGAAGCCAAGUUCUGGAGCUACAUGAAGCACAAGGAAGCUCAGGUGCGCUGUGCCUGGUACUCCCUGCUGAGCUCCCUGUGUGCCCUGAAAGUGGAGGUCUUCCUGGAGGCCACCAGGGGGAGGUCAUCCUCUGUCCUGGUGGGCUGCCUGGCGGAGAAGGACGUCGGUGCCGUGGGUGCCGCCUGGGAAGCGGCACUGCAUGUCCUGUGCCACUUUGGGGUGUGUGAGCAGAAGGACUUUGAGCAUUCCAUCCUGCCCCAGCUGUGGUGCUUCCUGCGUGAGGGGGGGAGGGGCAACGCCGGCGCCCUCUACCCCUGCCUCCUCCCCAUGCUCAGCAAGUUCCCCAGGGACCUACUCCAGAGCUCACACUUCCAGCUCAAGUUCCUCGACAUACUCCUCAAGAGCCUGUUCCUGGAGAAUGUGAAAAACUCGCGCAUGGAAUGCGACGCCAUUUUGCAAGCUUUCUUCGAGUGCUUCGUCUACUUCUGCUUCAACCUGAACGCUGAGAGGGAGGUCCUGAUGGAAAAAGUUCUGUUGCAACAGGUUUUGCCAUUGAUAGAAUCUUCCAUCUAUGAUGAGCAAUGUUCUCAUUUCAUCUCUUCUAAGCUGUAUCCGCAACUGGGAACUCUUUUGUGCAAGAUGGCAGGAGUCAGCGAGGGUCCUUGCCACGAAGCAUUUACAAGUGCCUCAACCACCCUUUGGACAGAGUUGUACGCAAUUGCAACAAAAUUUUACACCAGGAAGAAAACAGAUCCCCCUUCUCGCCAGCUCAUUCUCCUUUUCCGAGGGCUUUUUGACCCAGAGUCAAAACCAGAGAAACAAUCUGUGCGUUUCGAAGAAGCCGUCUCUGAGGAUGAAGCAAUUUCCAAAGAAGCGUCAGAGGAUGGUGCAAUGUCAAAGAUUUCAGCCAAAGACCAUGUUUCAAGCGUUGCUUCUGAGAGUGAUGCAAUUUCAAAAGAUUCCUCUGAGGACCAUGUUUCAAAGGUCGCUUCAGAGGACAAUGCUUCAAAAGUUGCCUUAGAGGGUGAAGCAAGUUCAAAAGAUUCCUCUGAGGACAAUGUUUCAAAAGAUUCCUCUGAAGACAAUGUUUCAAAAGUUUCCUCUGAAGACAAUGUUUCAAAAGUUUCCUCUGAGGACAAUGUUUCAAAAGUUGCCUCAGAGGUUGAUGCAAUUUCUAAAGAUGCUGUCGUCCCAAAGACCUCCCCUCUGAUGAAGGCAGGCUCUCCUUCUCGUGGAUGCUUGAUGAAAAUGUUGGCCUUCUUGUAUGAAAAACUGUGCGAGGAUUUCGAUGUCCACCUGUUGAAGACCUUGAAGGAGUUGAUGACGUUGACUCGGAGCACGGAAGUGUUUCGAGAACUUUUGACUCUGGUGAAUAAAUUGGAUGCGUCGGAAUUUCUCCGGGAAGGAUUCUUGAGAUGGUUGACCAAAGCGGGAAAAAGUGUCGACUGUAUCGUGGAUGUCGUUUUCCUGGUCUGCCGUCUUGUUUCUGAAGAUGAGGGGUUGGCUGUUUUGCAUGGCUGCUGUGGAAAAAAAGAUGUCAAGUUUCUGGGAAAGAUUUUAAAUCGAGCCAGGACGUGCUUCGAUAAGGAACCUUUCCGAAUUUGGCUCCAGAAUCUGGAAUGGAUGGACGUCUUGCUGGAUGCCUUGAAAGACAAGCUGUCUUCUUUUCCGAACGGAAAAGUCGACUCGCAUCUGGUCAAAGAACUGCAGAGUAUAUUGAAUUUGUGCCUCACUGAUGCUGUUCUGAGAAAAAUUAUCACUUCAGGGGAGAGAGAUCAGCAGCUCCUGCAUAUCAUCAGAGAAGGAUUCAGAAACUUGCCGGAGAACGACUUCUCGAAGGAUUCGGAUGUCGUGUUUUUUUCUGUCGGUGAAAUCGUGCAGACUCUUCUGCGAAACGUAGAGCUUAGGCAGGCAGGUGGGGUCAGAUAUGAUAUCGUGACACUCCUGUUCUACAUGUACCUGGAUUUGGGGUGGAAGCGCAAACGAUCGGAUUUCAGGAAAGCUGCCUGGGCCGUCUGGGAUGCGGCCAUCUCGAAUCGGAAGCUAGCCGUGGGAGAAAGUUUAAUUCUGCAAAUCGCACGUAAAAUUCACUCUGAACUCGUGCAGCAUCCUUCCAGAGAAGAUUUCUUAACGCACGUGCCAGAGAUCGUACGCAAUCUCUCGUGCUCGCUAGAAAAGGAGAUGGAUCUCGACCUGGAAGACAGAGUCCUGGAAGUGGUGUUGCUUUCGGAAGAGGAAUGGGACGUGGUUCGACGGGGACUGUUUGUCAGCAAUUUGACUUCUCAUGUAGAAAAUAAAAUCUUCCAGCAACUAGUGCGUGAAGGAGAGGCAGUGGUUUCGGAGGAUAGAAUCAAGAGCUUGAUCGCCGUUUCCGAGGUCUGUGCCGAUCUGUUGGCCGGGAAAUGUACGAAAUCGAGGGAGAAUGAGUUGUUUUUUUCCAGGUUCCUCCUGGACCAGGUGUCUCAUGUCCUGUGGUCCAUCAGUUUCUGCACAGGAAACGGUUUCGUGACCAAUGCCGUCCUGGCCGCCUCCAAGUCCGAAGAGCUGUGCAAGUGCUGCGAACACGUCCUGUCCCGCCUGCCGGCCGAUCAGCUGGAGGAUCUGGUGAGACUGCUCUUCGCUCGCGCGACGAAUCGCAGUUGCGGUUGGCCGGCGACCUUGUCCGUGACCUUGGAGCUGCUCGAGCGGCACGGGUUCGCCGUCGGCGGUGCGGUCGGAGAGCUGCUCGGAAUCGAGCACGGGGCGCGGUGGUGCGGUCGAGCUCGGGACUUGAACACGGUGCACGGGAGAAUGGUGGUGCAGCUGCUCUUGCACCACCUGCCCACGGAGACGAAGUUGACCGUGCUGGAGGACACUCAUGCCAAAUUCAAAACGGUGGACCCUGCGUCUGACGAGAGCCACGACCUCCUGGGUGACCUGUGUUGCAUCCUAGAAGAUUCUGAGAUAUCGGACUCUGAUUUGGGAAAGGAUGUGGCCAGGAGCAUAUUUGCCGUGCUUCCGCUCAUGGAUGCCGAAAGCAACUUCCCCCUCUUCGUCUUGCAAUCGACGUCCGUGCUACGGUCGGUGCUCCGUCAAACCGGCGGUUUAGAUGAGGGACGCUGGCGGCUCCUGGAGAGGGUGUUCGCCGACGCGGUGGAGCAGCUGGUGGAAACCCGCCACCUGGCCGAGGGGGACCUGCUGCACCUGUACUGCGUCGCCUGUCUGGGUCUGGUCCUGUUCGAGCACGCGGCUCGAUUCGCCGAGAAGUCCUACGCCCCCUUCCCGAGGGACUACAGGCCCACCCUCGACAGCUCCUUCUACGAGAACUUCGUGCUGAUGUUCCUCCAACUAUCUGGCGAAAAAGUCGGAUAUCCGCCCCUGCCUCGUGCUGUGGACAGGGUCAUGGCCACCCUGCAGCAGGCCCUGCGCAUCGUCCCGGGGGAGCGGAUCUUCCGGUGGGCGGUCGAGGGGCGGCGGUUGGGCCCCCUGGUCGACGCCCUCUCCUCUACCCUCCCCCGCAUCCAGUUCGCCGCCCACUCGCUGACGAUGAAGCUCCUCCCGCUCCUGGCCACGACGGCCGUGAUCGGCGAAGACGAGGAGGGGACGUUCCCCCCGGAGUUGAACCGGCUGCUGGACUUUGUGACCUUCUCCGGCGAACUGGUGACCGGCCUGCUCCGGGAGUUCCGGAUCGGGGACGUCUGCGACUUCGUGCCGCUCACCGACGCGUAUCAGCUGGCGGUCGGCUUCCUCCUCGCCUGGUUGGAGAUAUUCGAGUUCCUGUCGUCCUCGCCGGCCCAGCUGCGGGCCGGCCGCAUCGAGUGCCUGUCCGAGCGGAAGCUCCUCCCGGCCCUCUUCUCCGACGUGUUCCGCCUCCUGCCCGACGACCCGGAGACAUGCGUGGAGGAGGGCGGCUGCCUCUCCUCCCUGUUCCUGGCGGACUCCGCCCCCGGCCGGUUCGAGGGGCCGCCCUCACCCGGGCGGCUGCAUGCUCUGGCCUGCCUGGUGUACGCCACCGCCCUGAGGAAGACCCCGGCGUGCGUCCGGACCUGGUUCAACAACCUGGACAAGCGAUCGGCCGACGUCGUGACCGACUUCACCAGGAGGUACCUGAGCGGCCUCCUGAUCGUCGAGGAGCUGCGGCCGGUCUCCGGGGCGGAGGCCCGCUUCGAGGGCAUGGAGGUGCGCGCCCGCCCGGGCCAGAGGGAGGUGUCCGCCAGCUACCGGGUGGACGACUGCGACAUCGAGCUGUGCGUGCGCCUGCCGCCUGACUUCCCCCUGGCGCCGGUGGCCGCCGAGCGCAGGGGCCACGUGGCCGUGGCGCAGCAGGAGUGGAGGACGUGGCUCAUGCAGCUCACCACCGUGCUCAACUACCAG
Uloborus diversus is the source of this 4486-nucleotide messenger RNA. RefSeq names its product E3 ubiquitin-protein ligase listerin-like. Gene Ontology annotation, cellular component: RQC complex; cytosol. Gene Ontology annotation, molecular function: zinc ion binding; ribosomal large subunit binding; ubiquitin protein ligase activity. The record is from RefSeq and is a predicted model, not a curated record. Gene Ontology annotation, biological process: ribosome-associated ubiquitin-dependent protein catabolic process; rescue of stalled cytosolic ribosome. Lineage: Eukaryota; Metazoa; Arthropoda; Arachnida; Araneae; Uloboridae.